This is a messenger RNA of Metarhizium album ARSEF 1941, 717 nucleotides long. RefSeq names its product 37S ribosomal protein S25. The coding region runs from base 1 to 717 and encodes 238 amino acids. NCBI's taxonomy places the organism in Eukaryota, Fungi, Ascomycota, Sordariomycetes, Hypocreales, Clavicipitaceae. Gene Ontology annotation, cellular component: mitochondrial small ribosomal subunit. Gene Ontology annotation, molecular function: structural constituent of ribosome. The transcript is spliced from 2 exons. The record is from RefSeq and is a predicted model, not a curated record.
AUGGGCGGCCGACAAAUUCGGCCCGCUCGGGUCUUCCAAUCCGUCUCCCAAGAGCUCAACCACCAGAUGCUUGCUAGCCACACCGUCGCCCAACCGCCAUGGUACCAGGUUAUGAACGCGUUUCCCCCGGCCGAAACACUCGUCCGCACAGUCACGCCCAGACAUCGUAUGCCGAACCCCAAAGCCAAGAAGCCCAAGAAGCUAUACCGCCCGCAAAGCAUCAGCUACCCCGAGGACGCUCUCCGAACGAAUUUCUACAAAGACCACCCAUGGGAACUAGCCCGGCCACGUAUCAUCCUCGAACUAGACGGGAAGGACCACCAGCAUUGUGAUUGGAGUAGGGGGCUGCGACAGCCCGGUGUGCCCCUGACGGGCGAAUGCGUCGUCCAGCGCCAGUUAUACCUAAUGCACGCUGAAAAGAUGAGCAAACGCAAAGCCUACGACACGGCGCGCAAAGAAUUCUACAGGCUCCGUCAGGAAGAGGAGAUUGAGCAGAGGAUAGCGGUCGAGGAGGCCAAGCACGUGGGGGCAUAUUUUGGCAAGACCCGACUAGACGUGGGCGUACAGCUCGAGGACCACGAGUUUGAGAACUGGAAGGUUUGGGCAGGCAAAGAAACGGCGAAUAGGGCGGCAAGAUCGAAUUCAGAAAUCGAGACGUUUGGAGCCGAGACGAAUGAAGAGGAGCUGGAUGAGGUUGCGGCUGCAACCGCGUCAUGA